This is a messenger RNA of Dentiscutata erythropus, 1713 nucleotides long. The record is from the annotation of a GenBank genome assembly. Lineage: Eukaryota; Fungi; Glomeromycota; Glomeromycetes; Diversisporales; Gigasporaceae.
AUGAACCUUUUGGAACUUGUAGAUGAUGUUUCAAACACAAUAGUUCAAGUUUCGUCGAUAGUUCAAAGUCAGUCGAAUCGUGAUAAAUGUACAGAAAAAGGUGAUUUUUUUGAAUUGCUUUAUGCGAAAAAGCUAUUAGACGAAGGUAUCCCUUGUAUUAUUAGAAAACCGAAGGGAUACGGGGAUGGAGGAAUUGAUAUACAAGGAUGUUAUGGUGGUAAAUUAUUUUAUAUUCAAAUAAAAAGUACGUAUCUUAAUCGCGAGGAUAUUGGAAAUUUUCGAAAUGUGUUAGAACAAGAAACUUUAGAGUUCAUCGCAUUUAUAUUCUCACACAAAGGAUUUAAUGAAAUAAUUAAGUCCAAUGCUAGUCAUUCAGUCAAUUUUAAUUGUCGAAAUGAACGUCUUGAUAUACAUCCAAUGAAUAUAUUGUUGGUAGAAAAGGUCGUGAAACAUUUUCGAAAUGAUUUUAAUUUGAAUUCGAUUUAUCCCGUGGCGAAAGAGUUUAAUUUCCCAAUUUUGGGAUUGGACGUCGAUAAAGAUGAUCGAACAAUUGGCUAUUUCGGAGUCGAUUUGGUCGUAAUAUAUCGAAAAUUUUAUUUCUUCGUUUGUGAUUUAAUUAAUUAUGAAUAUGAUAAUAUUGACGACAUUAAACGGCAUCUAAGCGAUAUUCGAGGAAAAUUUUUCGGACUUUCUUAUUAUGCGAUCGGUUUGGUUAAAUACAAGGAUAUUAAAUUUCGUGACGAUAAUCAACGAAUGUUAACCACCGGGGUCAACACAUUUACUAAAUUUUUGACCAAGGCUGCUCAUAUUUUUUACAAGAAAUAUUUUGAAGAAUAUGGAAUUAAACUUGAACUUAUUGGAACAAGUUUAAAGGUUGGAGCUAUCGAAGAUAAUGAAAACAGAAAGAAGAUCGCUCAUUUAUUAAAAUUCCCAAGUUCUUAUAAAGGUUCAAAUUGGACUACUAUAGAUGAUUAUAUUAGUAGAAUGAAAAAAGAUCAGGAUAAAAUGUAUUUUGUCACUGGUUCUUCCGUUGAAGAAGUUGAAAAAUCUCCUUUUAUCGAAGAUUUUGUGGCAAGAGGUUAUGAAGUGUUGUAUAUGGUUGAACCUAUUGAUGAAAUGUUGGUUCAACAUAUGCCUGGACAUGGAGGUAAAAUGGUUCAAAAUAUCGCAAAGGGUGACAUCAAUAUUGAUCCUAAAGGUUUUGAGUCAACUGCUGAAAUAAAAUUCAAGUUUGCCAAAUUGACUGAAGUUGUACUUGCUGAUCAAGUCGAAAAAACACAACCUUUUAAACAAGAGAAUGAAUUCCUAAAAGAGUUCUAUGCAAAGCAAAAGAAAAUCUUAGAAAUUAAUCCAUAUCAUCCACUUCUUCUUGGAUUAUUGGAUAGAGUCGAAAAAGGCCAAACCGAUGAAACUUCAAAAGAAUUAGUCCAGGUUUUAUAUGAAUCUACAUUAAUUAGAUCCGGUUAUGAUUUGAAAGAUAAUUUAAAAAUCUUGAGAAAAAAUUUGGGUAUAGAUCUUAAUGCAAAACCUGAAAUCAAUAUUGUACCAGCCGAAGAUGCUGAUCUCACAGAAAAAAAGAGUUCAGAACUAAAGAAACAUGAGAAUUUAUUUAAAGAGUUUGAUCGUGAUGAACCCUCUGUCAAACCUUCAACUGAUGCUGAUGAUGACUCUACAGAUCCAACCAAGCCUUCAUAUAAGCAUGAUGAACUUUGA